This is a messenger RNA of Oncorhynchus kisutch (coho salmon), 4757 nucleotides long. Its product is annotated as kelch-like protein 29. Lineage: Eukaryota; Metazoa; Chordata; Actinopteri; Salmoniformes; Salmonidae. Gene Ontology annotation, molecular function: protein binding. The coding region runs from base 325 to 3147 and encodes 940 amino acids. The record is from RefSeq and is a predicted model, not a curated record. The transcript is spliced from 16 exons.
AAUCUAACCAACCGACGCUGAGUAGGGAUCGGAUAAAGACGCGUUCUGUGGCAUCUGCCAAAACUCCCGACCACUCCGCUCACAAUUGUCAACGGAGAGACAGUAGCCCGCAAACAGCGGACACCUGACAGGCAACUGAAGGGCUAAAGCAAGAGGCAACAUAAUAUAUUUAGCUGUAAAAUGCAACAGUCUUUGUUGGAUUAAAACAUCAUUCAAAGAUAAGCGUCGUAUAGGCAGUGAAACAAGGACGAACGCCGGCGCUGAAGCUCAACUGCGACUAGGGAGGUGUAGACGGGAAUACUCAAAAGAUCGAAUUUGUCUGUGAUGAGAAUCGCCAUCCACCAGAGACCUAAGGCAGAGGAAGUGAUGUCCGGUCACCACAAUCGCUUCGAGAGGGAGUACCGGGGGACACCGUGGGAGAGGCGGGACAUCGUCCGUUCGGCCGGCCUCCUUAAUGGAGCGGGAGCCAAUAACUGCUGCGCCGCCGCUGUCGGCAAUGGAAACAACCGGCCGGGACUCCUCCCACUGCCUGUCAUUCCCUCCCUCCUGCCCACCCCAGUUACGGUUGCUGUGACGACGUCGAGUGGUGGUGACAUGGUCGUCAAGCGUCAAGGAGGGGUCACGAUCGCUGUCGCUGGUUCUGCCAAGGUGUCAGGUGGGUCUCCAGGGGAGAGAGAGAGCCAGGCUCCAGGUCUGCUGUUAGCGCCAGGGGUGAAGUGGGGACAGACGCCCAUCAACCAGCUCACACCCUGGGAGACGGAAGAACCCCCUGCCAAACAGCAGCACAGAGAUGGUGAAUCCACAGGUCCUACGUGGGCACCUCCAGUAGUAACAGUGACCCAAUCCAGUCUCCUUCCCCACUCCUAUUCCCUCCGCCCCCCUUCCUUCAGCCACAGUGUCACUGUCCAGUCGCCCAUCAUAGGUGUGACCCCCUCCAUCCAAUCCCCCAUGCCCCCCCACCCCCACCCACUAAUGACAGCCCACUUCCAGCUACCCCCACACUCCACCUCACACCAACCCCCCCCCAUGGUUCUCAACAUGCCACCCUACCCCUUGGCCCAGCCCCCUGUCGCCUCCUUGCCCCUUUCCUCCACCUCAGGGGGUCCGGGUGGGACACACCCCAACCAACACAACCAAAAUGUGAUGGGGAACGGUCAUCUGAUGCCGCACCCCCUCAUACAGCCCCCCGUCCUGCCUCUGACCAAUGGGCAGUUGGUGCCGCCGCUUCCGUCUACUCUAGUAGCCUAUCAGGAUGAUCCUAGAGGGCCCAACGGGCUGCAGAUGCUGAGGACUGUGGGAAUGGGGAAGUACGAGUUCACAGACCCGGGACAUCCUAAAGAGAUGUUGAAGGAGUUGAACCAACAGCGCAGAGCGAAAGAGUUUACAGACCUGAAAAUAAUUGUUGAAGGCAAAGAGUUUGAAGUCCACCAAAAUGUUGUAGCUUCCUGCAGCCUUUAUUUCAAGGACCUGGUGAAAAGGUCACUCUCCAGAGAGUGUGGUAUUAUGCUGAUGCCACACAUGCCCUGCACCCCAUCCAGAUCUUUGAGGUUGAAUGAGCGAGAGACACCAUCUACGCAGUGCUGCCCACGAGCCCCACUGUGCAGGUCGUCAGGGGAGACGAGGAGCGGGGAGAUGCUAGAGCUGCGGAUGAGUGACAUUGGAGCUGAUGUGUUGGAGCUGCUGCUGGAGUUUGUCUACACAGGUUCUCUGGUCAUAGACUCCGCUAACGCCAGGACACUGCUAGAAGCUGCCAACAAGUUCCAAUUCAACACCUUCUGCAAAGUCUGUGUGUCCUUCCUAGAGAAACAGCUAACAGUGGGGAACUGUCUAGGUGUGCUGGCCAUGGCUGAAGCUAUGCGAUGUACAGAGCUCCACAACAUGGCCAAAGCUUUCGCACUGCAGAACUUCCCUGAGGUGGCGGGGCAGGAGGAGAUUCUGUGUGUGUCUAAGGAGGACCUAGUGGCCUACCUGUCUAAUGACAGCCUCACCACCAAGGCUGAGGAACUGGUCUACGAGACCGCCAUCAAGUGGAUCAAACAAGACCCCACCGCCAGAGUUCAGCACGUGUCAGAGUUGUUAGCGGUGGUUCGUCUUCCCUUCAUUCACCCGUCUUACCUGCUGAACGUUGUGGAUAACGAGGACUUAAUAAAGACGUCGGAGGCGUGUCGAGACCUAGUCAAUGAAGCCAAGAGGUAUCACAUGUUACCUCACGCCAGACAGGAGAUGCAGACUCCUAGGACACGACCACGGCUAUCUGCAGGUGUGGCAGAGGUGAUAGUGUUAAUCGGUGGUCGUCAGGCCAUCAGUAUGAACCAGCGCUCUCUGACGGCGGUGACAUGUUUUAACCCUCAGAACAGUAAGUGGUUCCCAUUGGCCAGCCUGCCCUUCUACGACAGAGAGUUCUUCAGCGUCAUCUCAGCUGGGGACAACAUCUACCUGUCAGGUGGGACAGAGUCGGGGGUGAUGGUAGCUGACGUGUGGUGCUACAUGUCUCUAUUGGACAACUGGAAUCUGAUGUCCCGUAUGACGGUGCCUCGCUGCAGACACAACAGUCUGGUCUACGAUGGGAAACUCUAUACCAUCGGAGGUCUGGGUGUGUCAGGAAACCUGGACCAUGUAGAGAGGUACGACACCAUAACCAACCAGUGGGCGAUGGUGUCUCCGCUCCCCAAGCCGGUGCACUCUGCAGCAGCCACAGUGUGUGGGGGGAAGGUGUAUGUGUUUGGAGGGGUGAACGAGGCGGGACGAUCAGCAGGAGUACUACAGUCAUACGUCCCUCAGACCAACUCCUGGAGCUUCAUAGAGUCACCCAUGAUAGAUAAUAAGUACGCCCCGGCAGUCACUCUGAACGGACACAUGUUUAUUCUGGGAGGAGCGUACGCCCGGGCCACCACCAUCUAUGACCCGGACAAGGGUAACAUCAAAGCCGGACCUAAUAUGAACCACUCACGACAGUUCUGCAGUGCGGUGAUCCUGGAUGGUAAGAUCUAUGCGACGGGGGGCAUUGUGAGCAGCGAGGGUCCUGCCCUGGGUAACAUGGAGACCUUUGACCCCCACACUAACAACUGGACGCUCCUCCAGUCGCUGCCCUGCCCUCUCUUCAGACAUGGCUGUGUCGUCAUCAAGAAGUACAUCCAGAGUGGCUGAGACCGGUUUCCAUUUGUCUCAGGGGGAUGAAUGAGUUUCCAGAAAGCUAGCCAAUGUGGCAGUUUGUCUCUCUCUACCCAGACCACAGCACUCGUAGAACAGGAAAGUUCAUUUAGUGAAACAUAGAUUUGACAAUUAUUGUUUCUUCUCUCUGCUGUGGACCUGGGUUGUUUAGAGAAAAAGUGCCACGUUAGCUAUGAAGCUUUUGGGAAACUCACCCCUGACCAGUCUGGUUGGGACAGGACACUGUGCAGCUUUUGGGGGUCAACCAGUCAGCACCGGACUAUCCAACUACAACACCCCCAGGACUUGAUGCCAGCAUUGUUGUCUGAACACCCCCCCCCUCCCAUGCAGAAUGUAGACAUCUUAUCUUGAACCACUCUGCCAUGUUAGGAACUGGUGCCUAAGCUACUGUAUGUAUUAUAAAGUAUAGCUUAAAGGAAUUUGUCUGGAUUUUGGCAUUUAGGCUCUUUAUCUACUUCCCCAGAAUCAGAUGAACUUGUGGAUACCAUGUUUCUGUGUCCAGUUUGAUAACUAGCGUUAGCACCUCCAACUUCCUUCAUACACGACACAGAAUCCACAAGCUCAUCUGACUCUGGGGAAGUAGAUAAAGGAUCUCAUUGCCAAAAUAUCCCCUCAUUAUAUAGGCACAGGGGUGCUCCUUGGUUUGUAGUUCCCAGCUUCUUGCUAACUAGUCUUUGGUUUGAUUUUUAAUUCUGUCCCUUCAAUUGAACUUGAAAGGCCCUUUGUGUUCCUGACUCAAGUAUAUUAAAAGCCAUCCCAGUCUUUGUUGUCACUUAGUGGUUUCUGUUACGGAGGUAAAAUGUAUGAGGACAUUCCGUAGUGGCGUAAGGACAGGAGAGAUGCAGGGUUUUAGAAACAACUAUGAUGAGAGAGAGCAGCCUUGUUUUUCUCUGGAUGUCCCCCUGGGUUUAUAAGGACACAUUGGAUACUUGGUUUCUUUCUGGGCCAGAAAGAUGACUUAACUGGCAGCACUGAAGGUAGGGUGGCCCUGCAUCUUGACAGACACUCCAACGGGGCAUUUCUCCUCCACGCAGCCAAAGCACAAUAACCACCUGUGGCUCAAGGAUCAAACUUUCACCUGCGCUACAUAAAUUGAAAGGCAAGGUUCAUGGAGGCUGCAUAUGUCGGAUCAAUCGGAAAUUUGUCGCGCAGUGCCUUCAAACUAUUUAUACCCCUUGACCUUUUCCACAUAUGGUAUUGCGUGUAGAAGUGUUGACAUUUCAGCUUUUAUUUUGUAAAGUGUUCUGGAGUAAAAAUGUGCAAUUAGUGGUUGACUUAAUUUUUGAAUGGUUGUUUUUCAUAAAUUCUGCGAUUAGAUUUUGUUUAAGAAAAUUCUCUAUUUUAAUCCCACUACGUAACAAUGUGGAAUAAGUCAAGGGAUGUAAAUACUUUCUGAAGGCAAUGUAUUUGUAUAUCAUUGCGACCCACGAGCCCGGUGUCGGGUGGGGGGGACAUUCUGUAAAUACCGGGAGGAAAUAUGUAUAUUUUAAAAGGUGAUUCUGUAUAAAUGUUUUUAGAAAAGUGCUAGGUUGGACAAAAAAAAUAAUUGUAUGUCUGUACCCAAAAUAAAAAAUACAUAUGGUUGA